Mus pahari (shrew mouse) is the source of this 2456-nucleotide messenger RNA. It is a transcript of the gene Ttc29, whose product is annotated as tetratricopeptide repeat domain 29. The record is from RefSeq and is a predicted model, not a curated record. Gene Ontology annotation, molecular function: protein binding. The coding region runs from base 392 to 1807 and encodes 471 amino acids. The transcript is spliced from 14 exons. NCBI's taxonomy places the organism in Eukaryota, Metazoa, Chordata, Mammalia, Rodentia, Muridae.
GCCAGGCCAACAACCUGGGAUGAGAAUACAGCGCCCAGCACCCACCUCCUGCAGGAGCUUAGUCAGGGGACACAGAACCACAGUCCCAGAGCUACUUUUCUGAGGUUUGUGGGGCAAGGCUGGGGACAGGACCUGGUCAGCUCCCAGAAGAGUGGGCGGCUCUUCCUUCCCAGGAACCCCUUCCUCCAUUACUUGGGCCCCAGCUUGGCAUUUUGCUUACAGAUUUUUCAGACAGGCGUCUAAGAGCCCAGAGCAAUCGGUUAUCUGCAAGUGUGGAUGGCUGUGUAUUCACAUAUCUUGCAUAAGGACAGACUUUUUACAACAGGACUGUCUGGCCUGGAGGCCCUGAGCUAAGAGGGGAUCAACUUCUGGACAUUUCAUUAAGCCCCCAAUGGCUACCUUUCCCCCACUUCCCAUGAAUCGUACAAGGCUUGCGAUCUUAGCCAGGCAGAAGUUACCAUGCUCUUCAAAAAAAACCCCAAGGGCCCAGUUGAUCAAAGAGAAAGAGGACAUAGAUUAUUACCUGGAGCAGAAUUUCAAAGGGCUGUCGAAAGAAGAGGUGGCUGCCCACAGGAAUUCAUACAAGAAGAGCAUCUGUGUGGACAUGCUGCGAGAUGGAUUCCACAAGUCCUUUACCGAGCUCUUUGCACUGAUGGGACAGUGGGAUAAGCUUCGGGAAGCUGCGAAGGCACGGUCCCUCUUCUGGCAGCAGAGGCCUCUGGAGGAGCAGCCGGACAAGCUUGACAAUUUCUAUCACUACCUGACCAGAGCUGAGGCUGCGGAGAGAAAAGGAUACUAUGAAGAGGUAUAUAACAACCUGUAUGCUCUGGCCUGUUAUUUCGAUAAUUCUGAAGACAAGUGGGUGAGGAAUCACUUCUACAAACGGUGUUUUAAUAUUGCUCAGCUGAUCAAAGCUGAUGGCGGGAAGAAAGAGGCAGAGGCGGAGGAACACAUGGGCCUUCUUUUCGAGGAAGAGGGUGAGCUUCUGAAAGCUGCAGAGCACUAUGAAGCAUUCCAUGAACUGACACAGGGACGGCUCUGGAAGGAUGACACGGGUCAGCUUCUCAACUUGGUGGCCUGUGAAAGUCUCGUGAGAACCUACAGACUGCUCUCAGACAGGAUGCUGGAAAACAAGGACUACAAACAGGCCAUCAAAAUCCUAAUAAAAGCUUCUGAAAUAGCCAGAGAAGGCAAUGACAGAAGCAUGGAAGGGGAAGCUUCUUACUACCUGGGUGUGGCCCACUUGGCUUCUGGAGACUAUGAAGUCGCACUAACAGUGCUGAAUAGGUACAGUGAGAUCGCCUCAAGUCUGGAUGAUGAUCAUAGCCUGGGGAGAGCCUACAAGGCGAUCGCCAAGGUCCUGCAGAGCCAAGGGGAGACAGCAGAAGCAAUUAAAUACCUGGAGAAGUUCGUGAUAAUUGCAAGAAACAACUUUCAAAACCUCGAUAUGAUUCGAGCUUGCAUGAUGCUUGGCGACAUCUACAAUGAAAAGGGGCAAUACAGCAAGGCUUCCGAGUACUUCCAACAAGCUUUCAGCACCGCGAUGGAGCUCAUGCAAACAGCGCUCAUGGAUGAAACCAAAGCCCACUAUGGGAUAGCCAGAGCGCACCAGAUGAUGCUGACGAUGAAGAGUUACAUCGAAUCUGCCGACUCGAAUGGCCUCAACUGCCUGCUGUCCUGGAAGGAGACUAGAACUCAAAUAAAGUACGACCCGAUUCUGGGAGAGUCUAGAAGAGCCACAGAAGAUGACAUAUAUCAACUCCCAGAUGUUCAGGAAGAAUCAAGAAGGUCUCCAGAAAAUCAAUAACAUGAAACUGAAGUGGCUCAACGUCAUAGCUGGAAGAAACUUAGCACAUAGCUUUAAACCUCAUUAGACAGGAGCAUGUAACAAGUGAUAGGGAGUUGUAAAAAGAAGAUUACAGUUGUCUUUAUUGAAUUUUGUGCUGCCGUGACUAUGGCAAGCUUAUGAAGAUGAAGUACAGUUUAGAUGGUUAGAACACUCAACACUUACUCAUAAGAUAUACUCUAGACUGUCUCCUCCUACACGCUACUCCACAAGAACUCGGGACACCCAGGAGUUUUAAUCUGAAUUGUUUCUGAUUGCAAAAUGUUUACGAGUUAAAGAAAUCUUUCACACUGAAUAAAUGCAUGAUAAUCUGCUAAUAUCCCAGGGAAACUUCAGCAGACACAAAGGGCAAUGAGCAGUCUGUGCUUGUAUUGCUAAGCACUGCUAAAUGUGCUUUAUGUGUAGAAACUUAAAUUCAUGGCAUGCUUAGCUGACAGGACACAACCUAACAUACCCACGUGCCUUGAGACAGGUGGGAAAUCCUUCGGUCUCAGGAAUCUUUGCUGGUGUGCUUGCAACUGAAAGACUAUAGCUUACCUCUGGAGCUCCUCGGGUGAACCAUGAGGAUAGUACAUUACCAAGAAUAAAAACGUUCUUCCUUUUCAACGCA